Molecule: messenger RNA, 423 nt
Organism: Aspergillus puulaauensis
Lineage: Eukaryota; Fungi; Ascomycota; Eurotiomycetes; Eurotiales; Aspergillaceae
Exons: 1
Coding region: 1-423 (140 amino acids)
Source: RefSeq, a predicted model, not a curated record
AUGCUCUAUACCAAAACCUGCUUCUACAUCUCGAACCCGCGUACAGCGCUUGAACUGCCGAGCCACAUGCCCCAAUCCCGCCUGAGCCUCUUUCGGCAUGUGGCUGUCGAGUCGGCCCCCUGGGGGGAGAACAUUGCUCCGCGCAUUAUCGGCCGCUGGAAGGAGGUUGUUGAUGCACUGGAGAUGCUUGACGGACUACAGACACUGUGGAUUAUCCUGCGCCCGACCUUCGGGGUGGCUUGGUCCGUUGAGGACCUGAUGGAGCCGGUGGACAGGGCUGCGCUUGCGGUUCGGCCACACAUAUCUCAAACCCGUAUUUUCUCGAUGGCCCCGGUUAAUCCGUCGAAGAGGGAGCCCUGCCCGCGGCAUCCCGGCCCGCAGCAUCCCGAUAGUGAAUUUGAGGUGGACGAUGACUUCUUUUAG